AUGGCUACUUUAAGUAUUUUAAAUUAUAAUUUACCGCCUGGCUUAAUCAUGAAGGUUAAUAAGAAUGGCCAACAAAUGUCAAGUACAAUCAUCAAUGCAAGUAAUUCUCUGAGUAAAACUUUUAAUAAAAUAAUUGUGCAAAAUGUAUUAAGUGAGAGUAAUAGCAAUUCAUCGUCGGGUGAAUCGAAGCCAAGUCCAAAUGCCAUUGUGCGUAAAAUCAAAGAUUUCGGUAUGAUAGGUUCGGUGAAUAAUGCAUUGGGAGCUAUAAGCUUGAAUGUAAAUGUACAUAAGAGAAGUUUAGAAGAAACAAAAUCUAUUCGAAAUCAAAGCAAACCGUUAGGGAAAUUAAGUCCCAGUAUAUCGAAAAAGCCUAAAUUAACUAAAGAAGAGAAAGCAGCUUUGAAAGCAGUUAAAAAAUCGGCUAAGGAAAAUUCAUUGGCUUUAGCAAAAUUAGGAUCGAAUGGUAUGAUAACAAUUAAACCUCCAGGUACACCAGGCCGAAAAGGUUUACCUUUACCUCAAGCGGUCGCGCGACGAAACGCCCGUGAACGCAAUCGUGUUAAACAAGUAAACAAUGGCUUUGCAGCAUUACGCGAACGCAUUCCUGAUGAAGUGGCUGAAGCAUUCGAGACGCAAAGCAACAGUCGCAGCUCGGGGAAAAAGCUUAGCAAAGUGGAAACACUACGUAUGGCUGUGGAAUAUAUACGAGGACUAGAACGUUUAUUGGGUUUUGAUUUUCCAAGAAAUAAUGAACAAAAUCGCUCAUCAUCGAGCGGCGAAGAUAGCUUUACAAUAAUAAAGGAUGAAUUUGAGGCCAUGUCACCCAUGUUAGAUGAACCAUUCGAUGAUUCGCUUAGUUAUUAUGAAGGAGACGAAUAUUUGCAUAAUACUCAGCAACUAUUAUCACCAACUAUCACCAGUCAAGCUGAUGUCUUACCCAGUAUUACCACGUUAAACGGUUUACAAUAUAUAAGGAUUCCCGGCACGAAUACUUAUCAAUUGAUAACUGCUGAUGUAUUUGCAAGCAGAAUUCAAUCGCCACAAAAUUCAAGUAUUGAUGACGAGCAGCAUUUUGGUGCCUUAAUUGACACUAAUUGCCUAAGUCCGAAUAACCCAGGGGCUAUAACCACAGCUGAUCUGCAUUCUGCAUCGCCGUCAUCAAUUAAAGUAAAUGAUGGCGCAUGUGCAGCACCUGCCACAACGUCUGUUAGCGAUAAGUGCCAUGUAAACGAAGGGACAUCUCCCUCCAAAUACAAUAACUUAUUAAUAACGCCCGUGCCUGUAUCGCAAAUGCAAGCAACCUUAUCAGCUACGACUGCAAAUGCAAGUUCAUCAUUACAUCGAGCAACAACAAAAACAAUAACAAGAACAGCAACACCAGUAACAAUAACAGCUCAACCACCAGAAUUAUCACCUGCCGCUAAUGAACAACAACUUUGCUUAAGACAAGCGUGUGCCGGCAAUCAACAGUCUCAGCAAACAUUUAUGCAACCACCAGCCACAAUUCGUAUGACGCACAUAAUUAAACAGGAAUACAAUGAUGCUCCUACACUACCAACACUAACAAAUACUGCUAUCAGUCCUAAUAGUAGUGCGUUAAUCUAUCAAACAUCAAAUUCUCAACAUCAUCAACAACAACAAUUAUAUUUAAGUCCAGGAACGCUCUCAAUAUCUCCACCCGUAGAUCAUGCCACAAUCAAUCCGUCAGCUUCCAAUGUCCAUGAUCUUCCAUCAUUCUAUAGUAACGAACCAAGCAAUUCUUUUUACGAAGAGGUAAUCACUCUAAAGAAAGAGCUUACCGAAGUCCUUCUGGAUUCCACGCAUAACAAUCCAAUCUUAUCGGAUGAGAGCAUGAUUGAUAAUAUCGAUUGGUGGGAAGCUGAUACACCCAAAUCGGACGCAGAUUCAAAUACAAUUUACAAGAAUCAUCAUCAUCACUUUUCAUGA
This is a messenger RNA of Glossina fuscipes, 1947 nucleotides long. RefSeq names its product achaete-scute complex protein T8 (gene ase). Bases 1 to 1947 code for a protein of 648 amino acids. The record is from RefSeq and is a predicted model, not a curated record. The transcript has 2 exons. Gene Ontology annotation, molecular function: protein dimerization activity; RNA polymerase II transcription regulatory region sequence-specific DNA binding; DNA-binding transcription factor activity, RNA polymerase II-specific. Gene Ontology annotation, biological process: developmental process; regulation of transcription by RNA polymerase II. Lineage: Eukaryota; Metazoa; Arthropoda; Insecta; Diptera; Glossinidae.